Molecule: messenger RNA, 1722 nt
Organism: Ectocarpus siliculosus
Lineage: Eukaryota; Phaeophyceae; Ectocarpales; Ectocarpaceae
Source: the annotation of a GenBank genome assembly
AUGGAGGCGACUGCUGUCGAGCAGCAGCGAGAGGCCCGAAGGCAGAAGGUGCUGGCCCGAAGCCAGGGCGGGCACCGCGCCCCGGUGGUCGACCUCGCCACCGAGCAGAAGGAGAUCGCCCCGCGUGGCGUUACGGCCGACCUCGACGAUGACGUCGGCGCGGUCCUCGACGACCAUCCUCUCCCUGCCCCUGAAGACGAGGGGAAGUCGGCCUCUCGCCUGGCGGCGGAGCGGCGGCGACAGAGGAUCCUAUCCAGGAGCACCGAGCGCAUGGCCAAGGUGCAGGGGGACAGGGUCAUCCGGAGCGGGGACGCGGCGCAAGGAGAGGAGAGCUUGGAUGAUAUGUUGGAAGCGGCCGAGGUGGAAUUCUUCGGAGGGAAGGAAAAGGGGACAACAGGCGUCGCGGAAGUCAAGCCGGCGGCCGCUCGACAGCAGGCGUAUUUCAAGUCCGGCGGUGGUGGCGGUGGUCCUAGCCGAGACGAGGGUGGGGGGGGGGUAGGGGCGGCGGCGGCGCAGAGGAAACCAAGCAGCCGGCAGAGGCUGGGUGAUGCCGAGGGGGCGGGGUUGAAGCAUGCUGCGCGCUCGGACGGCGGUGCCUCGAGGCAAUCCCCGCCUUCCGGAGGGGGAGGUGGAAGAGCGUCAAGCCGCCGGCCGACCGGAAAUAAAGCUCUGGAGAAGCAGGGUUUCGACCUCGCUGCCAUACAGUCCCUGUCGAGAGCGGCGGGAACGGACAAUAGCGGGGUGGGGGGCGCCGCAACUCCCGGACGGAAACGCCUCCUUGGGGGAGUGCGAUUCUGGACCGGGUUGGAGGGGGUGACGAAGACGGCGCUGCUGCUGCUGCUGGGGGCGGGGGUGGGGGGGCUGCUACUGCCUGAAGCGCGCGCGGCAGUGGCCCAAGCCAAGUUUGAGGCGGAGCACAUGCAAGGGUUCGCGGACUCGAGGUCGAGACUGGAACUCUUUUUGGCGGGAGACGGCGGUAGUGAAGGCCGCAAUGCCUUGGACGAGGGUUUCGACGCCGGCAGCACCGCCGCCGACGAAUUCGGAGAUGUCGGAGACGCGUACUCCUCCUCCUCCGGCUCCUUCGAGUCGGCGGAGAACACCGAAGACAGCGAGGAGGACGCUAAAGUGGACGGUGUGGCGGAGGGGAGAGGGGACGAGGCCGUGUUGGCGGCGACGAUGGGUGAAGAGGAAGGGGGCGACGUUGGUCACGACGGAAUGCUGUCGGAGGCGACCGACUGGUUCUUGAAUUUCGUGGACAUGGUUGUGGGGUGGGCGCACUACCUGUCCGCCGUGAGCAUGCCGUGGGGAGGCGGGGUGGGCGAGAUCUCGUGCGUGUCGGCCAUCUACCUGGCGAUAUUCGUGAGGCUGGUCGUGGCGGUGGCGUUCUCUGGAGUCAGGGUCAUGCUCGGCCUUCCGGCGUUCCCUGCAGCUAACCCAACAAGCAAGCCCGGAAUGGUGAUGGGCAUGGUCCUGGCCACAGUUCCCACCUUGGGCAAGGUGCUAGCGUGGGGGAACGUAGUCAAGUCAAUCUUCUCCGACACCAAUCUGGUGGUGGCCGGCACCGUUUUGACGCUGGCCCUGAACCUAGCAUUCGAGGAGGGCGCGGGGCCCCGCAGGCUGGCGGGGAGCAUAUCGGGCGCGCUCGGUCUUUUCUCCCCCUCGUUCCAGGGGUCGGAAGAAGGAGACUACUCCGGUGGCGGCGGCGACUUGAAAGAGCUGUGA